AUGACUGAUUGUCACGUAUGCCUUUCGAUGAGAACCCGAAAACCAAGUCAUGUGCAGGAAGGACUUUCCAAAACCUGCAUACUCUGCUGCCGCCUAUAUUGUCCAAACCACGCCGCCACUAAUGGUCCUGCUAACGAUAAUAAUGUCUGCGAGAUCAAUCACCAAACCUAUUACAGGAAUCAUAGGCAACAAUCUAAAGCCGACAUUUUUCCAAGCCUUAGUGCUAGAGCAGAAUUUUACGGAACAGAACUCGACGUUGCAGGCGGUAGGGAAAAGGGGGCGGAGAAGUAUCGCGAAGCCACAAACAAAUAG
Messenger RNA from Pochonia chlamydosporia 170, 312 nucleotides. RefSeq lists its product as hypothetical. Bases 1 to 312 code for a protein of 103 amino acids. The record is from RefSeq and is a predicted model, not a curated record. Lineage: Eukaryota; Fungi; Ascomycota; Sordariomycetes; Hypocreales; Clavicipitaceae. The transcript has a single exon.